This is a messenger RNA of Astrephomene gubernaculifera, 1631 nucleotides long. The record is from the annotation of a GenBank genome assembly. NCBI's taxonomy places the organism in Eukaryota, Viridiplantae, Chlorophyta, Chlorophyceae, Chlamydomonadales, Astrephomenaceae.
GGCAUCAAGCCCCCAGAUGACUACCAGCCCAAGCUGUUGGGCGCUGCGGGAUUCGAGAUUCUCCGGGCCUCCGCCUCGCGGUCCGAAGUGCUGCCCGUCUCGCGGCAUGACGUCCGGGUCGUCCGUGUGGUGCUCGCCAUGCUGCAAAAGGCCGCCUUUCUCCGCCGCACGAAGGCCCCGGUCAUGAGCGCAGUACAGAAGAGGCUGCUGUGGCGGCUGGGCCUCAACUGCGUUCGGCCGCUCCCUGUCCACAUCGCGAGCGCGCUGAUUGCCGUGUUGGUGAACGCUCGCAAGGACCAGGACACGCUGCUGCAGUGGGCGCGAGAUGCAGCAUCGCGGCCACCCACGCCGGAGCAGGCCGCCCUGCUGACGGCCAACAACGUGGACCCCGCGAAGUGGAAAAACACACUGGCCGCCGCCAAGCAAAUCGAAGAACUGCGCCUUGUCAACGACGGCGCUGCAUCUCCUUUUAGCGGCAGCAGCGCUGCUGCGGCUUUCGACGGCCAGCGGAAAGGUCCUAAGAAGCCCACGGAGAAGCAACUGAAGCUCUUGGAGCGGAUAGGCGUUCGGGGACGCUCCAUACCGACCAGCAGCGGCGAGGCGUCCGCCCUCCUCACAAAGAAGUUCCCCAAGGAUACGGAGUACCGGCGUCGGCGAAGGGGCUUCAAGCCCCCGGACGAGGACCAGCCGCGGCUGCUGGGGGCGGUGGGGCUGAGCUUGCGGCCCGACUCAGAUGUGUACCCCGUUAAGCGGCCCCUCUCGCGGCACGAGGUUCGAGCCAUCCUUGUGGUGCUCGCCAUGCUGCGAAUGGCGGAGUCGGACGAGGCAAUCCCAUUCAUGGGCAGAAACGAGCGAUGCCGGCUGUGGUACCUGGGCCUCAACUGCGUUCGGCCGCUCCCUGUGCACAUCGCGAGCGCGCUGAUUGCUGUGUUGGUGAACGCUCGCAAGGACCUGGACACGCUGCUGGAGUCGGCGCGCGAUGCAGCCUCGCAGCGACCCACGGAGAAGCAGGCCGCCGUGCUGAAGGCCAACAACGUGGACCCUGCGCUGUGGGACAACUUGCUGGCCGCUGAGAGGGAGAUCUCGAAGCUUGGACCCAAGAAGUACAUGGGACAACAGCCCUGAGGGGCAGCGGCGGCUUGCGGGGAGGCCGAUUCGGGGGCAAGAUCAUGCGGGGCUGCGUCAGCUGAGUACAGGCGCUGUAGAUUUGCAAGGGCAGCCAAGUGUGAGCCUGCGGUGGAUGCAGCUGUUUGCCCUUUAGCAAGCGAUACCGGCAGGCUGCUUGAAUGCAGCCAUGUGCCAAAGUAUCUGCGGUGUUGGGUGGUAUUGUGUUGGGUUGGGGUGACAUAGUAACCGUGACUAAAUGUAGUAGGUGGAGGGCUUAUAGGAAAAGGGUCGCGCCGUUGGAGUGCACGGAAUACCCGCCGUCUGGGGCGUAGUGGCGUUGGAGCAGUGACUCCUCGCAAGGCAAGCUCCUUGGUCCGGAUAGAGCCGACAUGCAUGAUGGAUUAAUGGUUGCGGGAAAGGUUCGGCAGAGAGAAUAAGCCUUAUUAUGUUAGCCGUUAAAUAUAAGCUGUUAGCUGGCGUUAGCUGGUGGUUCUGCAUUCGUUUCAAUACCCUGUACGGCAUGC